Mastomys coucha (southern multimammate mouse) is the source of this 1466-nucleotide messenger RNA. RefSeq names its product ring finger protein 181 (gene Rnf181). Gene Ontology annotation, molecular function: ubiquitin protein ligase activity. The transcript is spliced from 5 exons. Gene Ontology annotation, cellular component: cytoplasm. Lineage: Eukaryota; Metazoa; Chordata; Mammalia; Rodentia; Muridae. The record is from RefSeq and is a predicted model, not a curated record. Gene Ontology annotation, biological process: protein ubiquitination. The coding region runs from base 80 to 634 and encodes 184 amino acids.
GCUUAUUGGCCAGCGCGGGAUUCCGCUCUCCAGCGGCAACCUAAAGCUGUGUCAGAACAAGCCCGGCAGCCCAGGAGCCAUGGCGUCUUAUUUUGAUGAGCACGACUGCGAGCCGUUAAACCCUGAGCGUGAGGCCCGCAACAAUAUGUUGCUGGAACUCGCGAGAAGAGUCCGCGGGGCUUGGAGCUGGGCCCCGGGCAGCAGAUCACUCUUUAAUAGGAUGGACUUUGAGGACCUGGGCUUGGUAGAUUGGGAGCACCACCUUCCCCCACCAGCCGCCAAGGCUGUGGUGGAGAACCUCCCCAGAACAGUCAUCAGUAGCUCCAAGGCUGAUCUCAAGUGUCCCGUGUGUCUUUUGGAAUUUGAGGAGGAGGAGACUGUCAUUGAGCUGCCCUGCCACCAUCUCUUCCAUUCCAGCUGCAUUCUGCCCUGGCUAAGUAAGACAAAUUCCUGCCCUUUGUGCCGCCAUGAGCUGCCCACCGAUGACGAGAGUUAUGAAGAGCACAAGAAAGACAAGGUAGGAGCUGCAGCACCGCCUGGAGAACCUCCAUGGAGCCAUGUAUACAUGAGGCAGCAGCCAGGGCAGAGUGUUCAGCCUCUGUUGAUACCUUCCCUUUGCACUUUGAGUCAUUAAAGGUUUCUUACCCACCCUGCAGCUGCACUGCUCACCAGCUGAAGCAAGGGCUCUGUCCGAAUCCUCCACCCUGCUGCUAGCCAGAAAGAUGUCAGAGGUGUCCAAGGUCAGAAGGUGCCAGGCUGCAUUUCCCUCUGCCAGCCUCUAGACUGGGUGGUGGGGCCCUGGAGCAACCAGGGCUUGCUUGUCUGAGUGUUCUUUUAGAAGUCAAACUGUGUCAGAGCCUGGCACUUUGUAGCUAUUUAAAACUGAUAAAUUAACUUGUACCACCCCCUACCGGAAAUCUCUAGUUAACCUUGGAACCUUUAGUUAACAUUGGAAUCCUGGGGGUGUUCUUUAUUUCCACAGAGAAAACUUUUAACAUUGUAAAAGUUGCUCUCUGUAUCCCACCCCUUAUAGGCCCCCUUAUCAAGGAAUCAAAGUCCAAGCCAGACUGAGUAGGGAAAGAAGUGAGACUAUAAAGCCAAGCCAGCUCUUUAGCUGUUUAUAGACUCUUCAAGGGGACAAGCUCUUGUGGAAGUUUUGAAAGUGGGUUUCAUUAUGUGACCUUAGCAGGCUUGGAACCCACUAUAUAGACCAGGCUGGCCUUGAAUUUAGGAGAUCCUUCUGGCUCCAUACCACCUUCCCAGUGCUCAGAUUACUGGUAUGUACACACCCUUAUGAUGUAUUUGAAUGGCAUCUGUUAGUUUCUGGCAACCUCAAGAGUUUUUCCUGGAGGAAAGGGCUUUUUUCCAUCCCUACCUACUGGAUCAGACCCUCCCUGAUUCUCCGGAACAGACUGCAAACAUGCAAAUUAGAAUUCUUUUAAUAGAUAUAAAAAAGUACUAAAAUA